UGAGCGCGAGAAUCGACUCAACUAGGUAAAAAGCUGCCGCGCAUUCUUCCUCAUAAAAGGGAAUAUCGUGCGCGUUAUGAUAUGUUUAUUUGCUGAUAAGCUUGUGAGCAAGCAGCCGUCGCUAUCAGGAGAGUCACUCGUCGUCCCUGUUUAGUGCAUUUUCACGGUUCGCUUGUGCGUGUCUCUAGGCGUUCGUUCCAUCGGCCGCGGCUCGACCCGAGAAUAGUUUUCAUUCCACGCGGCCUUCCGCAAUAAUGUGACUGUUUCUGUGGCGCGAUCCUUUUUCGAAAUGGACCAGCAACGAUUCGGAUCAGAGGGGGCCUCUCCGCUGCAAAAGUGGCACCUGCAAGAUCUGCGGAGGAGCAGCGGAAGGUACAGAACGUCGGUGACAUCACCAACCGGGGACGGUGUGUGCUUUCGGGACGCCCAGCGCAACAGCAGCCCCGUUUCGAAAGAAACCCCGCCUUGGUCCAUAUUGAGCGGAUUUUUUAUCAUACAGUUUUUCGUCUCGGGCGUGUUGGUUUCACACGGCGUCUACCUGAACCAUUUGUUGUUUCAAGAAAAUUAUUGGAAUCCUUUCUCGGUCGUCUGGCCGCCAACAAUUUUCCUUUUCACGUGGUGCAUGACACGGCCGAUAUUCCGCUUCCUCGGUAUGCGGAGGCAAGGGUCGUACUGCAAAAUACUGGCAGCUUGCGGCACUCUAGUCCUGGCGAUCGGCCUGGCCGCCAGUUGCCUCGUGCGAAGCACAGAACUCAGAAUCGUAACUUUUGGGCUGAUAGGAGGAUUAGGGUGCAGUAUGGCCAUGACUCAGAGCGAAGCGCAGGCGACUUUGCAUUUCCGCCCAUCGGUUAGUCUGUGCCUCGCCGGUGUUUCUCAAUCUCUGAGCCACUUCGCCGCACCUCUGAUAAUGAUGGUACUAGUCUCAAAAUACGGUUCGUUCGGAGCGCUCCUCGUGCAGGCCAGCAUUACUCUCAACGGCGUCGUCGGCGCUCUCCUCCUCUGCAAAAAGAAAAAUGGCACCAUACAAAUAUCAACGCCAGCUCCUGAAGUUGCCGAUGACGAGGAGCUUGUCGUUUACAGUCGCGUGCCAUCCAGUCCAAGGCCAAACAGAAACAAUGACUCGUUCAGGAGCUGGAAGAACCCUGCCUCGGACCCCCUGGACAAUGCCGAAGCUGGAGAACUCGUGACGGAUGAUUUUAGUUUUGACGGCUUUGGCGGGGAAGAGUCUGGGGCGGACGUCUCGGAUGACGGAAGACCAAGGAAUCACAUGGGCGUGGAAAUUCUCCCUCAAAUCCUCGAAGAGGAUGAAGACGAGGAGGAAAGAGGAGAGAAUGUCAUCUUUGACUUGUCCAAAAGACGAAUGUCAAGUAUUCGAACAAACAGGGACAGUUGGCUGCCAAUGCCGCCUCUCGAGCAUUAUUCGUCCAACCAACAAGAUUCUACCGUGGAGGGCGAUUCACCACUACCCCUUCUAACGCCCUCAUCGUUGACUGGGGAAAGAGCCGCAGCAUUUACGUUUAAUCAACAAAGGACAAAAUGUUGCAAUUGUGGAGACGCACUUCGCAAAUUUUCGACAAAGAUGUUGCACUGUUUAAAGGACAUCUGCAAAUCCCGACUGUUGCCCACGGUCCUAAUAAACCUGGCGCAGAAACUAACUCAUCUUGGAUUUCUGGCCGCGCUUCCGACAGUCGCGAACCAAAUGGUGACCUAUCGCAGACAAGAGGGAGCGUUUUCCAUGGCCCUCGCCGGGUUUGGCUGGGCGUGUAUGGUCGUCUGCACGCCUUGUUUCCUCAUGUCUUACGCGAAAAGGCAAAAAGGCGUCAUUUUCUCAGCAAUCUAUCUCCUCUCAAGUGUAGGAUUUGCGCUGCUCUCCGAUUCAAGAUCUCACGACCGCCUCACGUUAGGCAGCGUGUUAGUGGGAAUGACGCAUGGCGCGCUGAUAAACAUGACGCCGUCGAUUCUCUGCUCGCUGUGGGGCAGCGCUUCAAUCAAAAACUCAGUGCAAAACGCCGUUGACGUGCUAACUGCUCUUCUGAUAAUACCCUUUGUCGCGUUGACCAACUUGUACGUGGACGGCGUUGAAGACUUCAAAAACGUGUUUUUGGGCCUCUCUUAUCUGCAAAUAACAAUGGGCGCUGGAGCCCUGUUGUGGACAAUCUUGCGGAAAGUUUUUCACCAAUACCAGUCGUGGGAAGUGCAAAGACAAAGUUUGAUUAUGUGAUAUUAACGCUCUCAAAUAAAUGUAAGGGAUUGAAUUAAGGAAAA
Messenger RNA from Cloeon dipterum, 2265 nucleotides. RefSeq lists its product as uncharacterized. The coding region runs from base 290 to 2221 and encodes 643 amino acids. The record is from RefSeq and is a predicted model, not a curated record. Gene Ontology annotation, cellular component: membrane. NCBI's taxonomy places the organism in Eukaryota, Metazoa, Arthropoda, Insecta, Ephemeroptera, Baetidae. The transcript has 9 exons. Gene Ontology annotation, molecular function: monocarboxylic acid transmembrane transporter activity.